GUCAUGCUGAGACUUUGAUUUUUGAUGUUCUAAAGCUUGAAUGGUCUGUUGUUGUUGCAUCACUUCCAUCAUCUAUCAUCACCAACAAGGGUUUCAGCCUAGUACUGGUGCAGCACAAGGAAAGGGAUUUCCUUGUAGCCUUUGGUGGUUUCAGGAAGGAACCUUCUAAUCAGGUUGAAGUGCUAAUGAUUGAAAAGAACGAAUCUUCAAUGGGGCGGAAAUCAGCAUUAAGUAAAGUUGCUGGAAAUUUGCAUUUUGGAAACCGCCUUUCCUCCAUUUUGUCUGCUACUCAACCAUGUAAUAAUGUAUCUAAAAGCAAUUGUGAAACAGCUUCUAAACGGCAUCCAACAUCUGCAGCUGAACAUGGUGGCUCUGGUAGAAAGUCACUGUCAGAGUCUUUGCUCAGUGACCCGAAUUCUGUUUCGGGCAAUGUUUCACUUCGCAAGCAGUUUUACAAUGAGGGAGAAACCAGCUUUCCAAAGAGCUCAGAGAAUGAAAGUUCUUUACAGGUAAUAAUAGAGCGUGAAACAAGUGAACUUGACAAAGGACUUGAACGGUUCGAUGGGGAAACUGUUUCUGAAGAAGUCCACACUGUACCCAAAUCCACUGGGGGAGAUAUGGUUACUCACAGAAAGCAAGGAAGCACAAACUUUCCACUAGACAGCGACAGUAUUGUCUUUCAAGAAGGUGAUGACAAAGUCAGGGUAUCAGAUCCAAUCGGUCUCUAUCAAUCAUUUGAAGCAAAACUAACAGCUUUGUUGAGGAAGAACGGACUUCUUGAAUCACAGCUGGCAGCAGCAUUGGCCAGUCGUGAAGCGGCAGAUAAGAGUUUCUCCUCUGCCCUUGAGAGUAAACUGGAGAUAGAGAGAAAGCUCGCAGAUGCUACUAAGGAGAUAGAGUUGCUGAAAGAGAAGCUGGCGGGGUGUAGAAUCUGCACAGGAAGAGUCUAACAGCUUGUCCAAUAUUGUUCACUCUGAUAAUGUUAGGCUGGAGCAUGAUGUUGCUUUUCUCAAGGCAGUUUUAGAUGAUACUCAAAAGGAACUGCAUUCAACUAGGGGAGUUCUUGCUGGUGAGAGGGCCAGAGCUUUCCAACUACAGGUCGAAGUAUUCCAUCUAAAACAAAGAUUGCAAUCCUUAGAGAACCGAACUCCAACUCCUCGGAAACAAUUCCAUGUCUAGAGUAUAUUAUAUAGAUAAUUAGAUAUUAGACUUCUUUGUAUAUUAAUGUAAUCUUUAUGUAAUGUAGUGUAUAAUUAUGUUUGUGAAAUACGUAGUAUAACUAUUCACAUCUUUUGCUUUUGUAGUUCGAUGACAAUCAGUGAGUAAUAUGCUUCGGGUUAUAACAAAAACCACAUCGUCCCAAAAUGAAGACUCGUUUGAGGAACUAA
Messenger RNA from Cuscuta epithymum, 1388 nucleotides. The record is from the annotation of a GenBank genome assembly. Lineage: Eukaryota; Viridiplantae; Streptophyta; Magnoliopsida; Solanales; Convolvulaceae.